GUCAUCUGACUGAGUCAACCACGACUGUCCUACAGAAAGAGUCCCUGCCAAUCAUUUGGCGGAGCACUUUUGGCCCCUCGGCGAAGGUGGGCAGAUGUUAGCCCUUCCGCCCACUGCGCAGGGUGGGUCGAAGACCCUCGCCCUGCCCAAUUGCUCCUUCGACAAGAGGGAUGUGUCCUUCUCCCAGCGAGUGCCUGUGGAGGAAGCGAACCAUGGGGUGAUUUUGGUGCAGCAGUUCUUUGGGGCACCACAUGUGCCAGGUGAGGAGAUCGUGCGCUACGACGACUACGUGCGCAACCAUGACUGGCGACGCAUUGGGCCCAUCCUCUACACCCAAGAAGAGUUGACGGCCCGGGCGCAGGCCCUCCAGCAAGAGGCCGAAAAACUUGGUGGGUACCGCCGGGCUCCUGCCUUGUGGGAUGUGGGGCCCAAGGCCUCCAAGUUCAAGAUGCGGAACCCGUUCUCAGACCGAGCACGACUGAGUGCCACUGGCGAGUUCGUGCAAAGUGUGCUGAAGACCGAAUUCCUAGACGAGAAGGGCCUCCAGAGCUUCUUCUCGAGCCCUGAGGCGGUCUCUUUUGAAGAGACUCCUUCAGUUUGAGAACCUCCGGCCACUGCAGAAUGCAGCCCUGCCAUCGGUUUGGACCUGCUCCGCAAGAUGCAGGAGCCCUCUGUAUUGAAAAGAACUGCUGGCAUUCACAGGCUUAUAUGAGGCGUGUGGGAAGACUCCAAAUCAGCUGGUGUGAGCUACAUUGAUAUAGGAUCCGCGACAAUCUCGUUUAUUCACGAACUCAAGAACCAUUGUGCAGCCGCCGAACGGGGGAUGAUGUUUGGAGUCAUGAUCGCUUGACAUCUCAGUGGUUGCACAAGUGGUUGAUGAAAUUAUGCUAAGCAUUGCUAAGCCAACUUCUCAGGUGUUGUUUUCUUCUUUUUCAAGAAAGAUGCAUCCCUCCUAUCAGGCUUUGAUUCUGGUCAGUUUUUGCCCACAUCCAGGCCCCCACCCAAGUGGCCGAUCAACUCCCAUCGGCGAAGCCCCGAGAGCUGCUGCUCUCCGUCUGGCUCGAGCUGCG
This is a messenger RNA of Durusdinium trenchii, 1070 nucleotides long. NCBI's taxonomy places the organism in Eukaryota, Dinophyceae, Suessiales, Symbiodiniaceae. The record is from the annotation of a GenBank genome assembly.